CAGUUGCCUAGUGACGAAAAACUAUCGGCUGCUGCUGAUUUCCUGCGUUUUCAAACUCUCAUCGCUGGCACUGAGCUAACUACUGCGAAGUUUCCCCGCACAGAUUUCAUGUGUUUUUAUCUGUGUCUCUGCAGCCGGACUACGGGCCGAAAUAAAACCCUAAUGGUCGCUGGAUGUGUCGUGUAAUGUUUCAGAAGCCUGUGAGGUCGCGGUAUGAAGCGUUUUGAAGAAGGAUGAAUAAUUAUAUUUUCAUCAGGGUCGUUGGGAAAGGGAGCUAUGGGGAGGUGAACUUGGUGAAACACAAAGCAGACCGAAAACAGUAUGUUAUUAAGAAGCUGAAUUUAACCACCUCGUCCAAGCGGGAACGGCGUGCUGCUGAGCAGGAGGCGCAGCUUCUUUCCGAGCUGCGACAUCCUAACAUUGUGACAUACAGGGAGUCUUGGGAGGGAGACGACUUCCAGCUGUACAUUGUGAUGGGCUUCUGUGAAGGCGGUGACCUUUAUCAUCGGCUCAAACAGCAAAAGGGCGAACUGUUACCUGAGAGGCAGGUGGUGGAGUGGUUUGUUCAGAUAGCCAUGGCCCUCCAGUACCUGCAUGAGAGAAACAUUCUUCAUCGGGACCUUAAAACACAGAACAUCUUCCUGACCAAGACAAACAUCAUCAAAGUUGGGGACCUUGGCAUCGCCCGAGUACUGGAAAACCAGAAUGAUAUGGCCAGCACCCUCAUAGGGACCCCUUACUACAUGAGUCCAGAGCUUUUUUCUAAUAAACCCUAUAACCACAAGUCAGAUGUAUGGGCCCUGGGUUGCUGUGUGUAUGAAAUGUCCACGCUGAAACAUGCGUUCAAUGCCAAGGACAUGAACUCCCUGGUCUAUCGCAUAGUACAAGGAAAGCUGCCUCAGAUGCCCAGUAGAUAUGAUCCCCAGCUGGGAGAGCUGAUCAAGAGCAUGUUGUGUAAGAGGCCUGACGACAGGCCUGAUGUCAAACUCGUCCUCCGGCAGCCGUACAUCAAACGACAAAUUGCCAUGUUCCUGGAGGCCACUAAAGAAAAAACUGCCAAGUCAAGAAAGAAAGCUGUGGGUGGCAGUGGUGAUUUUAGGGCCAACAGCGCAUCGUCUGCGUCAUCUCAACCAAAACCUGAGAAAAGUCCCCAGCAUGAACCUCUCGCCAGGGUGAAACGGAAAGAAGAGAAAUCACAGCAACAUAAAGUUCGGAACGGCCUCGCUGACUGCACUCCAGUCCAAACACCUCUGCCACCCAAACCCUCCUCACCUGAUUCUCUCAAAGCCAGCAUUGUAUCCCUGGCAACCAUUAGCAACAUUAAUAUUGAUAUCCAACCACAGGAGGAUGAGGACGCGAUGAGGAGACAGGUGCAGGGGCCCCAGUCAGUUGUGUCGCACCAACGAGCAGGUAAUGAACUUGUGUACAAAGACAGCAAGGGAAGGGGGAAACCAGAUCCUUCUCCCCCUCCUUCCCCCGUUAACCCCCCUCUGAAGAAGUCUGUAUCAGGUGUUGGCACUGGGGGAGGCGACGAGAGGAAAGCACCCAAUGGAUUGUUAGACAAUCGUCCACAGGCCUUGCCGAGCCCUGGGGAUACAUUUUCUGUCUGUGGGGAGAAACGGAUGUCAGAUGUGGAUGAUAAGGAUGAUACCAUGGAGUUACUUAAAGAGGCUGAAAUGCAGAACCCAGUGCUCAAAGUGGAGAAAGAGGCUUUUUCUCUCCCUGCACACGAAUCCAAUAUAGAAAAUAUCGGAGCUGUUGUGGAAGUGAAUAUAGACAAUAAAAAUGACACUGGUAUCCUUCUCAAGGGAGCUCCAACACAACACCAUACCUCAGACAUCCAAGAAAACCUAGAAUCUACUGAAAAGCUGUUAGAGCCGUUCCCUCCAACAUUGGACCCCCUUCAGGAGGAAUCUCCCUCGCCAGCCAGUAAGCCGGGUGUGACCACUGUAUGCCAAACACCCUUGUACUUUUCAUCAGAACCUUCUGUAUCAUGGCAGCACAGAGGGAGGGACAUAAGACGGACACCUGGGGAUCAGGAAAAGUUCAAGGUGGCUGCUCCUAGACCUUUACCUCCACCUCCUGUUGAGAGCAUAGCCGUGGAGGGGAGGAAGAGAAGCAGGAGGAGCACAGAGAGCAAGAAAGCUGGUGUAGCUGCAACCUCCACAUCAGUUGGUUCCUUUAAGGACGGAUUAUUACCACUGCCACAGGAUCGUCCUCUUUCUGCCAGAGAGAGAAGACGACUGAGGCAGUCCCAAGAAAGUGUGAGCCAACCAGGUGUUAGUGGUGUAAGAAGGGCAUCUUAUGAUGUCACUUCCACCAAGGAUGAGCACUACAAUGCCCCAGUUACCAGAUCUGUUUCAGCCACUAUCCCUGAGACCAACAAUAAGGUACUGACACCACAUUCCUGUGACAAUGAAUUGUACUUGGUGCAGUCGUUAAAAAGGAACUACUGGUGUGACAAAAAACAGGAUAAGCUGCCGGAGCGACGGUCAGAUGAAGAUGAUUGCAACUCGUCCACAAGUUCCACAGAACGUUCGGAGGGAGACUGCAGGGAAAGGAAGACUGAAUCCAAUGACAUGCAGGAUUUAGUUCACAUGAUGACCCAAACUUUGAGAAUGGAUAUUGGAGAUGGUGGAAAUGAGCCGGACAAAGGCAGGUUUGGCUCUACUGCACUGCCAGAAUUUAAGCUGAACAGGAAGUACAGGGACACCCUGGUGCUUCAUGGGAAGGCUCGAGAAGAAGCAGAGAACCUGUCACUCGGUGAAAUACCAAUAGGCUCCUCGUCUGGUCCAGCUAAGAUCAGGAGAGCCAUAGAACACCUGAGGACAGAUGUGGUGAAGGGCCUGGGGGUCAAGCUGCUGGACAGAGUCCUGGAAAUCAUGGAGGAGGAGGAUGACACCAAACGAGAGCUGUGCCUUCGUGACCAGAUGGGGGAUGAGAAGUACCAAGCUUAUGCUGUGAUGGUGAGGCAGCUGAAAUUCUUUGAGGAUAUCGCCUUCCAGGUUUAGAGAAAAUGCUGUAUACAAGGGAGCACACACGUUUGCAUUUCCAUGACACUACUUGUUAGAAAGUGGUCACAAGAGGCAAGCAUCUGGACAGAAACUUGGUCUUUGGGAGAAAUGUGAAAACCAGUAGUUGUGAAUUUGUUUCCUGCCAAAAGACCACCCUGCAUGGAUUGGAUGAAUUCAUGGAAUUGCCAGGAUACAGCUGCUCUUGUUAUGUAAAUAACUGUGAAAAGUUUUUUUUUUUACUUAAUUUUUCAACCAUAGAAUUUGUAAUGGAUCCUGUAAUUUUCUGGAUGUCUAUGCAAACGUUACGAGUCAUGUUAAAGCACUCUUCUUUACACGUUCUGUAGUGGAUACUAAUUUGUUUAUUUAUAAUGCAGUAAUUUCAAUAAUUGCUUAACAUAAUGCUGUAUCAUUGAAGACACUAGAUCUCACUUCUGCUGCUGUGUUGUAUUUUCUUAAACACAAAAUAAUGUAAUGUAGAAUAAUGCAUUGUGGAUAUUAACAUUUGAAUGAUUUCUAAUAAAUCCUAAAUGUAA
Messenger RNA from Dicentrarchus labrax (European seabass), 3547 nucleotides. RefSeq names its product NIMA-related kinase 4 (gene nek4). Gene Ontology annotation, molecular function: protein kinase activity; ATP binding. Gene Ontology annotation, biological process: protein phosphorylation. Lineage: Eukaryota; Metazoa; Chordata; Actinopteri; Moronidae. The transcript has 16 exons. The record is from RefSeq and is a predicted model, not a curated record. The coding region runs from base 234 to 3011 and encodes 925 amino acids.